Messenger RNA from Corythoichthys intestinalis (scribbled pipefish), 2312 nucleotides. RefSeq names its product solute carrier family 52 member 3-2b (gene slc52a3-2b). Gene Ontology annotation, cellular component: plasma membrane. The record is from RefSeq and is a predicted model, not a curated record. Gene Ontology annotation, biological process: riboflavin transport. Gene Ontology annotation, molecular function: riboflavin transmembrane transporter activity. The transcript is spliced from 4 exons. Lineage: Eukaryota; Metazoa; Chordata; Actinopteri; Syngnathiformes; Syngnathidae. The coding region runs from base 248 to 1618 and encodes 456 amino acids.
GUAGACUGUAGAGUACUCAAGUUCACAGUUUGUCAUGUCAACAAAUAUUUGUAUUUCAAAGGUCGUUUAGGUCGCUGUUUCUUACUAUGCAGAUGGAUGAUGAUAUCGGAAUAUGCUUAGUCACCUGUAAUAUCACGUCGUUUUUUGACAAAUACAGGUCUUCAUCAAAGCAUUGCCUUUGAUUCUACAUUUUCAUAAGUAUUGAACAAAUCUUCUUUUCCUCAUUUACUUCCUCAACACUGUCAUCAUGUCACUGCUGACUCACGUGCUGGCCUGUUUGUUUGGCAUGGGCUCCUGGGUGGCAAUCAAUGGAAUGUGGGUGGAGCUCCCGCUAAUCGUACCACAGAUCCCUGAGCACUGGUCCCUGCCAUCCUACCUCACAGUACUCAUCCAGAUGGCCAAUAUUGGCCCCCUAGUCAUCACAUUGAUGCAUCAUUUUCGUCCAGGAGUGUUGGACGAGAGACCGGUUGUCUACUGCAUUGCUGUGUUGGGGAUUGUUGCCACAUUCUUGUUGGCUUUCCUCUGGAAGCACACAGUGACAAUAGCUGGCAGCCUACACAGUGUGCCCCUUUUGAUAUUAUGCUUCUUGCUCUCUGUGGUGGACUGUACCUCCUCUGUCACCUUUCUGCCAUUCAUGAUGCGUCUGUGCCCCCAGUACCUCACCAGCUACUUUGUAGGUGAAGGCCUCAGUGGUCUGGUGCCUGCACUCGUGGCUCUGAUUCAAGGUGUUGGUGUAGUCAGGUGUCAUAAUACCACUUUGACAGUUUCUAUGAACAAAACACUUGAGAAUUCCACUAUUGACACUGGAGGGCUGCAAGCAAUCUAUCAACCAGCAAAAUUCUCCGCUCAGGCAUUCUUCUUAUUCCUCAGUGCAAUGAUGGUUAUUUGCCUAACUGCCUUUACCCUGCUCAACCAUCACCCCGCUGUAGCUCGGGAGAAGAAAGACGACCUGUAUUUCAGGGACGAACUGACGCCAGGAAAGAGAGAGCAAGCUUUCUCUCUGCACCCCCAAACACCUGAGCAAAAGCCAAUGUUAAAUCCCUUCGGGUCUGCAAGGAGGGAACCUCGCAGCUCCUUUGGCAGGGGCACAUAUAGUAACGCUGAGGUGGCUUUCAUUUUUGUUGUACUCGCCUGGGCGAAUGCUCUAACCAAUGGAGUGCUGCCAGCAGUGCAGUCUUACUCCUGUCUGCCUUAUGGGAACCAGGCCUAUCAUCUUGCAGCCACAAUGGCAGCUGUCGCCAACCCACUCGCCUGUUUCAUUGCCAUGUUUAUGCCGAUCAGGUCACUCAUCUUCAUGUGUCUUCUGACUGUGUUUGGCACUGGAUUUGGAGCCUACAUCAUGGCAAUGGCUGCUUUUAGUCCUUGUCCUUUGCUAGUCCACAGUACAUCCGGAACUGUUGUAAUAGUGCUGGUUUGGGUCCUAUUUAUUCUCUCCUUGUCCUACGUAAAGGUAAUAAUUGGAAUAAUUCUACGGGAUGAGGGCCAUAGCGCCCUUGUUUGGUGCGGGGCGGUGGUCCAGUUGGGCUCCAUGAUAGGUGCCCUUUCCAUGUUUCCACUGGUUGGUGUCUAUCAGCUUUUUAAGUCAGGGGAUCCCUGCAACACCAACUGUCCCAUGUAACGGAGAAUAUUUAGAACACAGCUCUACGUACCAGAAAUAUAACUUGAAUUUGUACUGUAAUAUGGGCACAUUAGUAGGAGUAUUUAUUGAUGAGCCUUACAUAAAUACAUACAAAUACAUAUAACGUGUACAACAGAACUGAGUGGCCACAGGUGUUUACCUACCACACACAUUUCUUCGGCUUGAUCGGGCUGCUGAAAGAGUAAGGACCACAAAAUAAGACCAGAUUUAAACAUGUCAUUGUUUAGUUGCAUCAGCUUUUUUUCAUGUGAACAUACAGCAGUAUGAAAGUAUUAAAAUAUUAUUUUGAAUUUGCACUUCUAGAUGUGGUACUUUUUCCUAAUUGUUUGAUUUGAUAAGGGUAUGUUGUGGCCUUAUGCUUUAAAUUACAGACUGCUGUGUAAAUGUUACUGAGUGGGAUACACUGCUAAAAAAAAAUAAAUUCAAAUGAAAAUGAUUUUUCUCAGUUUCUACUUUUGCUGCAUGUCAGGAUUUCAUACACUAUAUUAGGCCUGAGUGAUAUUGUAAAAAACUAUUGCUGCGAUUUUUUUGGGGGGGUUUAGGAUUAAAGAUGUCCCGAUCGAUCGGGUCCGAUCACGUAAUUUUCAAAGUAUCGGAAUCGGCAAAAAAAUAUCGGACAUGCCUUUUUUUUAAUAUAUAUAUAUAUUUUAAUUAAAUUGUUUUCUAAUUGUAU